UUGUUGUACGAAGACAAGACUUUUUGUUUCGUGUAGAAAAAUGUUGUAAAAUAUAUUAACACUGUAACUGCAAUUAAAAUGAAGCCUUUAAUUGAUUUCGAUGAAUGUUUAAGAGAUUCCCCAAAAUUUAGGGAACAGCUGGAAACGGAAGAAUCUAGUAUUGAUGGUUUAGAGCAGAAACUUGAUAAAGUUCUCAAGACAUGCUCUUUCAUGAUAGAAUCCGGUAAAACAUACAUGACUCAUAGGAGUGCUUUUACAAAUGCACUAUGGGACUUGAGCAGUAGUUUUUCUGAGGAUCCACCUGUCAUGGCAACCCUGAAUCGUAUGAUACAUGCAUUGCAAGAAAUGAAUAAGUUCCACUCAAUACUGCUAGACCAGGCAUCUAGGACUGUACUCAAGAAUCUCUCGGCAUUUAUUAAAAUAGAUAUAAAGGGUGUGAAAGAGAGCAAGCAUCAUUUUGAUAAAAUAUCAAAUGAUCUGGACAUAGCUUUAAUAAGAAACUCGCAGGUGUCUCGUCACAAAACCAGCGAUGUGGAGGAAGCGGUUAACCUUUUGCUUGCCACCCGCUCUUGUUUCCGACAUACCGCACUCGACCAUGUACAGAAGAUCACGAUGCUGCAAGCUAGAAAGCGACAUGAGAUAUUGGCAACAUUUUUAUCAUACAUGCAAGCUUGCUGUACAUAUUAUCACCAAGGAGCUGAUUUAUCUGAAGAUUUGGAACCCUUUCUAAAAUCAACAGCAGACGAGGUGACGACAAUGCGUGGUAGUACCAAAGCGCUGGAUAAAGAAAUGGAAAACCGGCAUACGAUAGUGAACAGUCAAGAUACUGUUCUGCCGAGUUGCAAAGACCACGCCAAUGAGACUGACUGUAAAGACGGUCUACUGACGUCACCUUGCCUCAAGAACUUACCAAGGAUGCAAGGUUACCUCUUUAAAAGGACAUCCAACGCAUUCAAGACUUGGAACAGAAGAUGGUUCUAUUUGUACGACAAUCGAUUAGUUUAUAGGAAAAGAACAGGUGAGCUGAAUGUGACUGUGAUGGAAGAGGAUUUACGUUUGUGUACAGUCAAGCCGGUGUUGGAUGGCGAGAGGAGGUUCUGUUUCGAAGUGUUGUCACCUUCCAAAAGUCACAUGCUGCAAGCGGACUCUGAGGAGAUGGUGGGUGCGUGGAUAGCGGCACUUCAGAGUGGUAUCCGCUCCGCCAUACAGCAGGGCCGUGGCCGAGACCCGCCUGACUCACAGCUGGUGCUCGUACCAGACCGCGACCACACACACAACAACCCGCAUGCCAAUGACAGGAUGAAGAAAGUCAGGAUAUGGGAACAGCUACUGAGUAUCCCGGGCAAUAACUAUUGCUGCGACUGCGGCAGCCCGAACCCGCGCUGGGCCAGUAUCAACCUAGGAAUUACACUUUGCAUAGCAUGUUCCGGUGUACAUCGCUCACUCGGCGUACACGUCAGCAAAGUUCGCUCUCUGACACUCGACGAUUGGGAACCUGAUAUUAUUAAGGUAAUGGCGGAGCUGGGUAAUAAAAUAGUGAAUUUAAUAUACGAGGCGAACACAGAGGGCACCGAUCUCACCAGACCUACGCCCAAUUGUGAAACGUCUGUGCGCGAGGCGUGGAUCCGCGCCAAGUACGUGUCACUGUCGUUCGUGCGCAACGUGGCCGCGUGCGAGCGUGCCCCGCCCCACUCUCCGCCCCACUCUCUGCCCCACACACCGCCCCACUCUCCGCCCCAGUCCCCGGCCCCCUCGCCGCCUCCCGCGCGCGCCGCACGACGGUGGUCCGUGAGACGAGCUAGGCGCAGAGUCCGAGCACAGCCGGUUGUACCUGAAACUAUUGCGGAUGAGAAAAGCGAUGUCAACAGUAAUACCAGUGCAUCGGAGAGCGGCAGCAAGAGUUCGGGCAGUCCCGUACUACUGAUCGGCAGCGAGUUGGUCGGCGAGCGCGAUGUCGAUCUCAGUCUACCCUCAGACCACGACUCCACCGAGGGGGAGGACACAGAUGAACUCGAAGCAGAAGAUCUAUCCAACCUGAGUGCGGACGCGGUGCUGUGUCGUGCUGCGCGUGCGCACAACGUGUGCGUGAUGCGCGCCGCACUCGCCGCCGGCGCCACGCCCACCGCCACCGCCGCACGACUGCGCACUGCGCUGCACGCCGCCGUGCUCAGUGGUUCAGUGAUGGCGUGCUCUUUCCUGCUGCUGAACGGCAGUAAGCUGAACUCGCAGGAUGAAGAUGGCAAAACACCGCUGCAUCUUGCCACAGAGGCCGGACACACCGGACAGGUGUGUCUGUUACUUCGGUAUCGUGCGGACCAAUCUAUAAAAGACAACGAGGGUCGCACACCGUUGGACAUCGCGGUGGAGCACGCCAACGCUGACAUUGUCACAUUGUAA
This is a messenger RNA of Papilio machaon (common yellow swallowtail), 2397 nucleotides long. It is a transcript of the gene CenB1A, whose product is annotated as arf-GAP with coiled-coil, ANK repeat and PH domain-containing protein 3. The transcript has 18 exons. Bases 79 to 2397 code for a protein of 772 amino acids. The record is from RefSeq and is a predicted model, not a curated record. NCBI's taxonomy places the organism in Eukaryota, Metazoa, Arthropoda, Insecta, Lepidoptera, Papilionidae. Gene Ontology annotation, cellular component: cytoplasm. Gene Ontology annotation, molecular function: GTPase activator activity; protein binding.